Psilocybe cubensis is the source of this 1941-nucleotide messenger RNA. RefSeq lists its product as uncharacterized. Gene Ontology annotation, cellular component: proteasome core complex; proteasome core complex, beta-subunit complex. The coding region runs from base 1 to 1941 and encodes 646 amino acids. The transcript is spliced from 11 exons. Lineage: Eukaryota; Fungi; Basidiomycota; Agaricomycetes; Agaricales; Agrocybaceae. The record is from RefSeq and is a predicted model, not a curated record. Gene Ontology annotation, biological process: proteasome-mediated ubiquitin-dependent protein catabolic process.
AUGUCGAUCAUGGAUAACAACGGUGGCUCCGUGAUAGCCAUGGUAGGAAAGGACUGCGUAGCCAUCGCCUCAGAUUUGCGAUUGGGAAAUCAAGCUCUCGGAAUCUCGUCAAACUUUCAAAGGAUAUUCCCUGUGACAGAUCGAAUCUUCCUUGGUCUUCCCGGUCUUGCAACAGAUGUUGCAACAGUGCAUGAACGUCUACGUUACAGGCUCAAUAUGUAUACAAUUAAAGAAGAACGCGAAAUCGAACCAGAAACUUUUGCCCAUCUGGUAUCUUCAACCCUAUAUGAACAUCGUUUUGGGCCCUAUUUUGUCGAGCCCGUUAUGGCCGGUAUUUCGAAGACACCAUCAGGCGGCGUGAAACCCUUCAUUGCGGCGACUGAUCUUAUUGGAUGUCUAAACUUUGCGAAGGACUUUGUCGUUGCAGGAACCGCGAGUUCGAAGCUGUACGGUGUGGCUGAAGGUCUCUGGGAGCCAGAUUUGGAACCUGAGGAUUUGUUCGAGACGAUCUCGCAGACAUUAAUGAAUGCCGUCGACCGUGAUGCAUUCUCCGGUUGGGGUUGCGUUGUGCAUGUAAUAACGAAAGACAGAGUAGUCACGCAUACAUUUCGAGUGGCUGACCACAUAUAUGGGCACACUCUCAAUACGACCGUGGUUAUCUUGAAUUGGUCGCGAUUUGACAAUGUCAAACUAAUUACUUCAACCAUCUGCAAAAAUCUACUGAAUGAUACGGUACAAACUAUCAUUGUGUGGAACAACAAUCCUAUCCCUUUAUCCUAUGAGAACUUUAUGAACGGCUCCUGUCCACAAUGGGCAUUAAACAUAAUAAACUCUCCCGAAAAUCUAUACUUUGAGGCGCGUUAUGUAGCCUGCACGUACGCUGGUACUGAGUUUUGUUUUAUCCAGGACGACGAUUACUUUGUUCUACCUACAGUUAUCAAAAUGUUGACCUUGCGGAUGCAAGAGAAAUCUUUGAAUUCUAUUCACCUACAGCCACCACAUGACAUGCUUUCCAGCCAACUCAGGACUAUCAACAUUGAUUCUUCUGUUCAUACUACCUUUGCAUGGUUGGGUUAUGGAACUAUCAUCAAACGCUCGUUAGCUGUCGAAUUCUUAGCUUUACUAGAAAAACUGCAACUUUCCGACGAAGUACAUAAAAUGUCGGAUAACUACUUCACUAUACUCAGCAAUACGGUUCCUGAACGAUGGUUUGAUCCUGGGACACUUCUGGGAGGUGGGCAGCCAUUCACGGUUGGUGCAGAAGGAGAACAGAGGAACAAUCAGCAUAUUAUCAGGGCAGCAAGUAUUUUGAACUCUAUCACACAAAAUGAUGUUCAUGCUUUGGAUCUGCCUUAUGUCCGCUUUCCACCGCAGUCAAAGACAGAGGAUGAUAGCUCCCGCGCACCGUGUCAACGCGACUUGUGCUUGGUCGAGACUUCUAUCCGUCUGUUCCCGCAAGAGUUCGACAAAUCGCUUGUGUCGGGAGUUUCAGAUAUACUCGAACUUGAGAAACGUAGGUUAGAACAUCUAGGCGAAAUAAGGAAGUUUCAUUAUCUGGAAUUUCCCCCGUCGAACAUGGUGGAUUCCCGGUAUGAUACGGUCUUCCGUAGCUUUGACAAUGCCAAAGCGGGAGAUUGGAUUAUCUUGGAUAUGUUCCGACCUUUCACGUCCAGUCAAUCCACGUUUGUCUUAGUAGUUGGUCGGGAAACCGAACCUAUUCUUCGGGAGGCUAUUUAUGAAGUCUCCCGGGACGGAAAAAUCUGGGAUGGUUUUUCCAAUGCCUUGGAGUGCUUCGAUAUGUUGAAGACAGAACAUACUGCUAUAGCACAGUUAAUGGCAUGUAAGAUUGUGUGUGAAGGUGGUGGACAACGAUUUUACAGAGUGCGCUUGUUGGAUGAUAUACAACAGAAAUGGGUUAUACAUGAAGUAUUUGUCGAAUGA